AUGUUCACUUCACGAAUCCCUACACGUCAACUGCACCCAUGGCAGGUGGCACAGAAAGCCAUAGCAGCCGAUCAGUUAGCCCAGUCUCCGUUACCGCACUCCACCAAAACCCUUGUCGGCACGAGCGAGAAGCACUGUCGCGCCACAGUUCUCAGCCUGUGCAGGCAAACGCCGCCUCCCAGCCGGCUUGUGCGCUUGCGACCCCGCAAUGUGCCGUCAGCGAGUAACGGGAGCGCGUUGCUGGUCGACCCCUACGCCGGUCUGCUGACCGCGGCGGAGCGAUCAGAGCGGGAGAGAGAAUCAGGGGGACAAGGGGACGCGGGAGAUGAUGCGGAGAAGGCGGCGGGGGAGGCGGCGUCGUAUCUGGUGGCAACGCGGUUCCUGGACGACGCGAUUGAAGAGGCGGUGGCGCAGCUGGUGGGCGGCACAGAGGAGGUCCGCCAGGUUGUUCUUCUAGCGGAUGGGUGUGACACGCGUCCGUACCGCAUGGCGUGGCCGCGCCCCAUGGUGGUGUUUGACGUGUCACCUGCUGCGCCUUACACCGCCUGCCACAAGCUCCUCCUUGAGGCUGGAGCGCGGCCAGCCUGUGGAUCGGUGGUACUCCACGUGUCAGCUGACCUGUCCACCGGAGAGGACUGGCGGGACGAAGGUUGGGGCGAGAAGCUGCAGAGGCUUGGAUACAGAGGAGACAGGCCGAGCCUUUGGGUGGUGCAGGGGUUGCCCCACCUGUCACCGUCAGGCCUGAAGACCAUUUUGGGUCACUUGCAGGGGCUGCUCAUGGCAGGCUGCCAAGUAAUUGGGGAGCUGCCCUUGCAGGCCAUCGCUCCCCAGGCGGCUGUUGGUGGUGCUGCAACAGACUCACGGGAGGACUCUUUGGUUUCUGUCGCUGCUCUCUCCUCCCUGUUUGCCUCUCAUGGGCUUCUGGCUGAAGUGCAAUCAAUUGCCUCAAUCGCUGACCUGUAUGCUCAGCAGUGCCCCACAGCCUGCCAUCUCCUAGAUCAUUUGGAAGGGUCUGAUGGGCCAGCACCGAGAAAUAUGAUGCUGUUUUCGGCAACACAGCAGCGAAUGUCAGAUGCACAGGUCGACCGGAUUCUUUACUCUUCGGUGGUGUACCCUCACAACUACGGGUUCAUCCCGAGGACUCUCUGCGACGACAACGACCCAAUGGAUGUCCUCGUCUUGAUGCAGGGAGAGAUGGACGACAAGAUCAUUGCUGUGUGCGCCGACGACCCAGAGUACAAGCACUUCAAGUCUAUUGACGAGCUUCCGAGGCACAGACUGCAAGAGAUCAAGCGUUUCUUUGAGGACUACAAGAAGAACGAGAAUAAGGAAGUCGCAGUCAACACUUUCCUCGGCGCCACGGAAGCCAUUGAAGCUGUGAAGAAAUCCAUGGAUUUGUAUGGCCAAUACAUCCUGGACAGCUUGCACAAGUAA
This is a messenger RNA of Closterium sp. Naga37s-1, 1434 nucleotides long. The record is from the annotation of a GenBank genome assembly. NCBI's taxonomy places the organism in Eukaryota, Viridiplantae, Streptophyta, Zygnematophyceae, Desmidiales, Closteriaceae.